AUGGCGACUGAACUCCCCACGACAAACGGCCACGGCGCACAGGAUGGCGAGAACAACUUCGCCGUCAAGGCUGGUCUGGCUCGCAUGUUGAAGGGUGGUGUUAUCAUGGACGUUGUCAACGCUGAGCAAGCGCGGAUAGCAGAGGAAGCCGGCGCCUGUGCCGUCAUGGCACUCGAGCGCGUGCCUGCAGACAUUCGCUCCCAGGGCGGCGUAGCACGCAUGAGCGACCCCAAGAUGAUCAAGGAGAUCAUGGACACUGUAACCAUUCCCGUCAUGGCCAAGGCGCGAAUUGGCCAUUUCGUAGAGUGCCAGAUCCUCGAAGCCCUAGGUGUAGACUACAUUGACGAAUCCGAAGUCCUCACUCCCGCCGACGCCAUUCACCACGUCUCCAAGCACCCCUUCCGCAUCCCCUUUGUGUGCGGAUGCCGCGGUCUCGGCGAAGCCCUCCGCCGUAUUGCCGAAGGCGCUGCCAUGAUACGCACCAAAGGCGAAGCCGGUACAGGCGACGUCAUCGAAGCCGUGCGCCAUAUGCGCACCGUAAACGCCGAAAUCGCAAAGGCAAAGGGCAUGUCGGACGAGGAACUGCGCGUCUACGCAAAGGACCUACAGGUCGACUACAGCCUGCUCAAGGAGACGGCCAAGCUGGGUAGACUGCCUGUUGUCAACUUUGCGGCGGGCGGCGUGGCGACGCCGGCUGAUGCUGCAUUGAUGAUGCAGUUGGGCUGUGAUGGUGUGUUUGUCGGCUCUGGCAUCUUCAAGUCGGGCGAUGCGGCCAAGAGGGCAAAGGCUAUUGUGCAGGCUGUUACCCACUUCAAUGACCCCAAGGUGCUGAUGGAGGUGUCGAUGGAUCUCGGUGAGGCCAUGGUCGGCAUCAACUGCGGUUCCAUGGGCGAGAGCGAGAAGCUUGCGAAGCGUGGGUGGUAA
Messenger RNA from Pyrenophora tritici-repentis Pt-1C-BFP, 924 nucleotides. Its product is annotated as SNZ1, Pyridoxine biosynthesis enzyme. Gene Ontology annotation, biological process: pyridoxine biosynthetic process; pyridoxal 5'-phosphate biosynthetic process; amino acid metabolic process. The record is from RefSeq and is a predicted model, not a curated record. Gene Ontology annotation, molecular function: amine-lyase activity. Lineage: Eukaryota; Fungi; Ascomycota; Dothideomycetes; Pleosporales; Pleosporaceae.